AUGAAAUUAACAGAAGCUAUUAUUAAUGAAAUUAAUGAAAUACCAAAACUUAAGUACUUGCUUAUUAAUCUCAUGCAUAAAAACGAGAAAGUAUCAGCUGAUUUUAAAGUUAUUCAGAAACAAUUGGCAUCAUUGCAACAAAAAUAUGAUUCUUUGCAAAAUGAUUACGAAAUAUUAUCAAAAACUUCACAAAAUCUCCAAUCAAAUCAAGGAGAUGUAGAAUUUGAACGUAUUAGAGCAGAUUUUAAUCAAAAUGCGUGUGAAUUUCUUACAAGGUUAAUUAGAGGAGUCGAUCACUCUGAUCCCGUUUCAUCAUCUACAAAACUAAUUGAUGAAUUUAGAUCAGAAAUCAAACUUUCAAUUGAUUCUCAAAAAUUAAGCAUUCAGAAGGAGUUAUCAGAUCAAACAAAGUUUCUUAAGGAGAAGACAGCUUUGAUUAAUGAAAUGCGUGAUCAAUUAAACCGCCCAAUCUCUCAAGAUGUCGAAAAAUUAUUGAAUGAAAAAGAUGAAUCAAUAACAAAGUACAAAUCGAUGUUACAACGUUCUGUUAAGUCAGAUCAACGUAACCAAGAACAAAUAUCAGUAUUGCAAUCAGAAGUAAACAGAUUAAACGAAUUAUUGUCUCAAAAUUCAUCACCACAAUCACAAUCAGCACCAGUUGAAGAAGUUACGAAAUUACAACUCGUUAUUACAAGUCUUGAAGAAAGAAUUCGAAAUUCUGCUCCUUCAAAAGAAUUAGAAGCAAAAUACGAUAGAUUACAAGCAAUGUUUGAGAAAUCAAAUCGUAUAUAUUCACAACUUGAUGAAAAGUAUCAAAAUUUGCUUAAAUCAAUGAACCAAAAGAAAUUUUAUUCAAUUAUUGAAGAAUCAUUGGUUGUUGAAGUUCCUGACGUCACAACAAUGGAAAGAAAGGCUACCAAAAAGGAUCCUAAACCAAAAUCUCAAAAAAUGAGUGGUGCUGAAGCUUUAAUUGCAUCUUUAAGGAAAACUAUUUUGCAAUACUUCCUUUGUAAGGAUGACAGUCAAGCUGAUCUUGUUCCUGUGAUUUUGGAGAUUGUUGGUUGCACUCCUGAACAAAUUGCAACAGUUGAGAGAAAUCAAGAGGCAAGAAGGCAUUUAAUCAACAAAACUGGUGCUUUCUUUGGUAUCUUUGGAUAA
This is a messenger RNA of Trichomonas vaginalis G3, 1158 nucleotides long. Its product is annotated as biological adhesion protein. The transcript has a single exon. Lineage: Eukaryota; Parabasalia; Trichomonadida; Trichomonadidae. The record is from RefSeq and is a predicted model, not a curated record. Bases 1 to 1158 code for a protein of 385 amino acids.